CAUCAAUGGCCUUUCCAUAGUUGGAAUUGAACUUCAACUGUAAUGAAAACAUGUCCUAAGCCUAACUACAUAAUUACAUAUAGUGCAAUUUAGCUGCACAUUCGACUACAUGGCAUCCAUCAGAACGAGGUCAGCCGCAGUGAGGCAAUCCAACGUGCCCUUUCUGGCAUACCCGUCAGCCAAACAAGACGAUCUCAGCCGCCGGCAAUGUCUUAUCUUCUUCAUUCCCGGCAACCCCGGGCUCGUCGCUUACUAUGUCCCGUUUCUGAGCACGCUGCGCCAGCUGCUAGACGAGAAGGAAGCGCGACAGGAUUGCCGGCAUGCGUUCCACAUCUACGCCCGCAAUCUUCUCGGCUUCGACGACAGCGACCAUGAUCCCGCGUUCGGCACCCUGGCGGCCGAUGGCGUCAGGAUAGAGCCCUACACGCUCGAGGACCAGAUCUGCUGCCUCUGUGAGCGGGUCCACGACAUCAACACCUCAGCCCUGCCUCCAUUUCCGGUUGAUGGCGCUGCAGAAGGCCGCGCGAGGGUCUUUGACCAAGUAAUACUUAUCGGCCAUUCCGUAGGCGCCUACAUUGCGCUCGAGAUAUUCAACCGCCACCAUCAGUCGGCGCCUUUUAGUCCCCUGUCGAGCGUCAAGCUCACCGCCGGCAUAUUGCUCUUCCCCACCGUCUCGCACAUUGCACGGUCGAGGAGCGGGCAGAAGCUCGACCUGCUGCGCCGGACACCGUUUCUCGACCGGACCGCGCAUCACAUGGCCAAGGGCUUUGUGGACUUGUGGCCGCGCUGGCUGCUGGAGGCCCUUGUCCGGCGAGUGCUCGGCCAACCAGAGCACGCGGCACGCGCCACCAUCAGUUUCCUCACUAGCAAAGACGGCAUCUGGCAGGCUCUGCAUAUGGGCAAGGACGAAAUGAGAACCAUUAGUGAGGAAAAGUGGAGCGAGGAUCUCUGGGAGAUCCAGGACGCCCAAGCCGACGACGAGACGAGGUUGGCCGCGGCAAAGUUCUUCUUUUACUUUGCUGAGACGGACCACUGGGUUGCCGAUGAAUGCAGAGACGAGUUUAUUGAGAAACGGAGGAGACAUGAAAAGGGCAAGACGAAGAUUGUCAUUGACGAGGAUGCUAUUCCUCAUGCGUUCUGCAUAAGUGAGUCUCGCACUGUGACCUCUUCUACUACUCCGUACUGAGCCCCCAAGCUAACCCGGCGAUCCUCAAGACCACAGUGAGAUGGUGGCCGAGAAGGUCAAGCGGUGGGUCGAAGAUGUUGUGGGUUGAGUAAAUGCCGCGGAUUACUAGAGCUCACUCCCGCGUUUAACUCUCCUCGCAACGUGCUGACCAACCGACGUUCGCUCCGUCCUGUCAGCCGGGAGGAGGGAUCUGUCUUGAGAGAGAUAGCAACCAUGUUUCCGCGUGGUGAACUCGUCAAUCAUUUUGAAGUACGAAUACACGUCAGACCAGGCUGGAAUGAAUAGCGAUGGUCC
Canariomyces notabilis is the source of this 1480-nucleotide messenger RNA. RefSeq lists its product as uncharacterized. The coding region runs from base 110 to 1186 and encodes 358 amino acids. NCBI's taxonomy places the organism in Eukaryota, Fungi, Ascomycota, Sordariomycetes, Sordariales, Chaetomiaceae. The transcript has a single exon. Gene Ontology annotation, molecular function: lipase activity. Gene Ontology annotation, biological process: lipid storage. Gene Ontology annotation, cellular component: lipid droplet. The record is from RefSeq and is a predicted model, not a curated record.